AUGCCCGCCGCCGGCAUCGCUCAAGACGAAAUUGCGCAAUCCGCGCUAAGCGCAAUAUGCGACCGUUUCACGACGUCUUCACCCGAUUUCUAUUUCCUCGAGGCCUCGAGCGUGCGCAUUAUUUGCCCCGCCCCCACCGAAGUUGGGGGUAGCAUGAAGGAAUUGGCGGAUGAGUGCAACAACCAAUUCUGCCGUGAAGCUUCUGCCGAGUGCCCCCCGUGCGGCUUGCAGAGCAGAGGGAUAUAUACUUGGAGGAGCCGGAUCACGCCCGGAGACCCGGAAACCGAGCGCCGGCCUCUGCGCCCGCAUGACUCCAGCGAGAGUGAGCCGUUUCAUCUCAAGCGCAAAAUCGCGGAAGCAGACCCGCGGACGUGGGACGGGGAUGCCGAGGUCAGGAAACCCCGUCGCCAGGGACGGCUGGACGACCCGGCAUCCCAUGAUAUGGCGGCGACUCGAGAGGCACGCAAAGCGUUGCUUUCGUUUGAGGUUGCCAAACCGGGGAUGGGUCGGACUGGGGUGAAGAACCUUCAUCACGCCUACUUAGGUCCUGUACCUAGUGUAGUAUAUUACAUCACCUCAGAUGUCGGGACGGGACGGGGUCAUGUCAUGGUCUGCAGUGCCCGGAGCGCUGCUUUGACGGAAGGAAGCAACGUGUUGCAUGGAGCCCCCCACGUUGACAAGAUUGCGCCUCCAGUCCGGAACGCUACCACUUGCCGACGCCAUGGCCAGCACGUGUCCUUGACCAUGGACCUGGAAUCGGUGGACUGA
Messenger RNA from Chaetomium strumarium, 768 nucleotides. RefSeq lists its product as uncharacterized. Bases 1 to 768 code for a protein of 255 amino acids. The transcript has 8 exons. Lineage: Eukaryota; Fungi; Ascomycota; Sordariomycetes; Sordariales; Chaetomiaceae. The record is from RefSeq and is a predicted model, not a curated record.